Molecule: messenger RNA, 1030 nt
Organism: Hyposmocoma kahamanoa
Lineage: Eukaryota; Metazoa; Arthropoda; Insecta; Lepidoptera; Cosmopterigidae
Product: outer dense fiber protein 3-like protein 2
Exons: 5
Coding region: 147-929 (260 amino acids)
Source: RefSeq, a predicted model, not a curated record
AAAUAAAGAAAGCAGCCGUCAAAAUUGGCAUAUUUAAAAUAUUUUUACGCCUUUAUUGCAUUUAAUUUUAUUGUGCUUUUUCGAAUCGAAACUACACGAGGAGAGUUUUAUAAGGAAGAGUGAUUCCAUUAAUUUCUAUUCACGGUAUGGCGCCCUGGGGCUGGGAAUGCCGAUCGAGAUUGAUAAAACAAGUGACGCCGAAACCGGUGGAAAAACGUGGUGUCGCGAAAGUAGAGCUACCAGGACCGGCACACUACGACUCCCCUAACAUAUUCUGUGGUCGUGGAUAUUCAAAAAUAAAGCGAGCCCCGGCAUAUAGUUUUGGAUUAAGUAUUCCAGUCAUCACAUCCAAACCAGCAGCCAAACCUAAUGCUCCUAUAUUUAACGUGUCUGGAUUGACACGGAAAGGUCGAUCCAAAAUACCUCAAGGUGUAAUGAGCAUGCUAUCUGAACCUAUAGGCUAUGGUAGAAAGCCAGGGCCUGGUCAAUACGACCCACACGAUCAAAUCAAAAAAUCUCCCGCUUAUACUCUACAACCACCUGCAAAAGAAUUUAAAGAACCAUGGGAUAUGUGGACCCCAGGUCCAAACAUGUACUGCCCGCCAAUACCCGCUAAAAGGGAACCGGCAUACUCUUUUGGGUAUCCGCAAAGACUUCUCAAAGCCUCAGAUUUUCCAGGGCCUGGUGAACAUGAUCCUAAAUUCGAAUACGUGAUGAAAGCGAAACCUGCAUUUUCUUUUGGUUAUCCUUUCAGAAAAGUACCAAUGUUUCAGAAUCCAGCUCCGAAUACGUAUUGCGAAAAAAAAUUCAAACUUUGGAAAAAGACCGUACCAGCUCCUUCAUUUGGUAUUCGCCAUUCUCCAUACGUAGGUCGACAAGAAGAGUAUUUGAAGUCUUCAAAGCUAGACCUUCUCUUAGAUGGUCAAUAGAAUUUAUAUUAUUCAACAAAAGUAAAUCAUUCUAACACUUGUUCACUUUAGACAAGUUCCGUCUUAUAUGUAUAGACACUUGUAAGUUGAUAUUAAAAUUU